Molecule: messenger RNA, 5370 nt
Organism: Botrytis sinoallii
Lineage: Eukaryota; Fungi; Ascomycota; Leotiomycetes; Helotiales; Sclerotiniaceae
Exons: 5
Coding region: 1-5064 (1687 amino acids)
Biological process (GO): positive regulation of transcription by RNA polymerase II
Cellular component (GO): nucleus
Molecular function (GO): chromatin binding; histone binding; ATP binding
Source: RefSeq, a predicted model, not a curated record
AUGCCAGCGAAGUACCGCAAAUUCGAAACCUUUGACCCUAAUAAGUCCGACUCGAACGACGACGAUUUCUCUCCUACCGAAGCUGCUCCUCCACGAAAGUCCCCGAAAAAGUCAAGGUCCCAGCCGCAAAAGAAAGACAUUGAUGACGAGGAUGAAAGUGUGUCGGAAGAAUCUUUCAUAGAAUCAGAAGAAGAAGAAGAGGACUUUGAGAUGAACGCAAAGACCGGAAGAGCUGUGCGAAAGGCUGCGAAAAAAGCCGUCACUUACGAAGAGAGUGAAAGCGAGGAAGAUUUGAUCCAGGAAUCCGAGGAAGAAGUUCGUCCAAGGAAAUCGAAUAAGCGUACGCGCGUCGUAGAUGAUGGUGAGGAGGAGGACGAAGACGAGAUCGUAGAACCCAUUUCGAAGCGCAACAAGUCAGUGGAAAAGGCAUCGGAAAAGGCAUCGGAAAAGGCAUCGGAAAAGAAAUCGUUUCUGCUAAAACUCAAGAUGCCAACCGGGAACACGCCCGCUCGAAAUACAAGGGCAGGAAGUGCUGCAAGAACUCGAGCAAGCGCGGAACCUACAUCGGCUGGACUUCGAAGAAGCACUCGCGCUCGUACCGAGGAAGGCGAAGACUUCCCUUCAUUAUCAAUUCUGGAAGACACAUCACCUGAACCGAUCGGUCGCAUGAGGGCCAGUAGAGGAGCGAAAGGUCUCAAACAACCUGCGACCUCUACUAUUAAAGAAGAGACACACGAGACGAGCUCAUAUGAAGACCCGCAACUAGAUGCCGAAGGCGAAGACGAGGAUAUAAUAAUGCAACCGCAGCCUGAGAUAAUUGGAACUGACGACGGAGAGGACGAUAAUACCGAGUCAUUUAAUCCCCCUGCCAGUGCGCCGGCCGAUGAUGAUAUGGUGGACGAACUCGCUGUUGACGGAGUCCUGGUAGAAAAAGCAGCCACCCAUGAUGACGAUGAUGAUGACGAACCUGUCACAAGAACUCGUGCAAGAGCGUCCAGGUCAAGCAAUGCGGGACAGGAUGCAGCAGAAGUAGUUGAAACGACCGAAGAUUUAGCUAGUGGUUCUCGACGCCUAAGAACUCGAGGUUCGAAGAGAAAUAAAGAUGAUGGUAGUGACUUUACACCCGAAGGUGAAGCUUCCGAGGAAGAGAUGUCUGCAUCUAAUGCCUCGCCGAAGAAGGGAGGAGAUGAUGAUGGCGAGUACUCGAGCUCAUCGAGACCCGGAAGGAAUGCAAGGCGAGCAAAAUCGAAGAGUACUUCUCGCAGACGUGGUAAUAUAUCGGAUGAGGAUGAUGAGCUAGAUGCAGAAGAAUUGGCAGAUGAACUUCAAGAACUAAGACCAUCUCGAAGACGUCGCAAUCGCGAACCGGAAAUUGCUUACGAGCCAAAAGGGCGUCGUGAACGGAAGCAAGUGGACUAUACAAUCAAACCAAUGGAUCAGAUAUAUGCUCAAGAUGAUGAUUUAGAAGAGUCAGCGCCAGCCCCUUCUGCUAGGGGUCGUGCCGUUCGUGGUGGUGCAAGCAAACCAUGGGAACAUAAUUUACAUGCAACUUAUGGUCCUUUUGGAGGUGGAAUUGGACCAGCUCCGCUCAUUGGUGGCCCUUGGGGCAGCGGUGCUAUCGGCGCUGAUUCAGAUGAUAGCGAUGACGAGAAUAUGCAACAUCCAGCUGUUCCGGGCGUUGCGAUGACACCCACCUCUGCAAGGCAUGGAUUGCUCCCAUUUAUGCCGCAAGCAAAUCAACUCGACCAGACUCCAAUCGGCGUUGGUGCACAGGUUGGAAAAGUCAAAAGCCAGAAAGCCCUCGCGGAUGCAGAUCCUCUCGGCGUCGAUCAAGACGUUGAUUUCAGCAAAGUCGGUGGACUCGAAGGGCACAUUGAACAGCUUAAGGAAAUGGUACAAAUGCCUUUAUUGUAUCCUGAACUUUUCCAGAAGUUCCACGUAACACCUCCCCGUGGUGUACUAUUUCACGGUCCACCUGGUACUGGUAAAACACUUUUGGCAAGGGCUCUAGCAGCGACCGUGGGAUCAGGGGGCCAGAAAGUCACAUUCUACAUGCGGAAGGGUGCUGAUGCAUUAAGUAAAUGGGUUGGUGAAGCCGAGAGACAGCUUCGAUUGUUAUUCGAAGAGGCGAGGAGAACGCAGCCAAGUAUCAUUUUCUUUGAUGAAAUCGAUGGUCUCGCCCCUGUUCGAUCAAGUAAGCAAGAGCAGAUCCAUGCUUCUAUUGUUUCUACGCUCUUGGCACUUAUGGAUGGUAUGGAUGGUCGAGGACAAGUUAUUGUCAUUGGAGCAACAAACAGACCCGAUAACAUCGACCCAGCCUUGAGAAGACCAGGUCGAUUUGAUCGAGAAUUUUAUUUUCCAUUGCCUGACAUCGAGGGUCGAAAAUCAAUCAUCAACAUUCAUACAAAGGAUUGGGGAAUCGAUGAUAGUUUCAAGACUUCUUUAGCCCAAGUUACCAAGGGCUAUGGUGGUGCUGAUCUUCGUGCACUGUGUACACAAGCUGCCCUCAAUUCUAUCCAACGUUCAUAUCCUCAAAUUUAUUCUUCCAACGAUAAGCUCAAGGUGGACACCUCGAAAAUUAAGGUAACGGCCAAGGAUUUUAUGAUCUCCGUCAAGAAGAUUGUACCAUCGUCUGAGCGUUCAACUUCUUCGGGAGCCAAACCAUUGCCAAAGAAUGUUGAGCCUCUCCUUCGAGACCAACUUAAGUCUAUCGAAGACAUUGUUGAUAAUUUAAUACCCAUCAAGAAGAAGACGACUGCCUUGGAGGAAGCAAUGUAUGAACAAUACGAAGACGAAGAUGGAGGGUUUAGUAGAGAAGAAAUGGCCCAAGAGUUUGAGAAGUCACGAGUAUUCCGCCCAAGAUUACUCAUUGACGGUGAGCCUGGCAUGGGUCAAGCGUAUAUUGGGGGUGCUUUGUUGAACCAUUUCGAGGGACUGCAUGUUCAGAGUUUUGACCUUCCAACUAUAUAUCUAGAUUCGACCAGGUCCGCGGAGACAGCUAUCGUUCAGUUAUUUGCAGAAGUCAAACGCCAUAAACCAAGUGUUAUCUACCUGCCAGCAAUUGAUACUUGGUAUCGCACUCUUCCCGAAAAUGUUAUUACCACAUUCCUUGGUCUACUCAAUGCGAUCCCAUCUUCAGAUCCUGUGUUAGUUCUCGGUAUAACAAACACUGGCUCGGAUGAGCAUAAUCCAAAUAUGCUGCGUGAUAUAUUUGGAUUUUCAAGACGCAACCGCUUCACCAUCGAUCGACCACAGAAAGAGUUACGAAAGGAAUUCUUUCAGAGCAUUAUUUCGUAUUUGAGCAAAACACCAAACGAAUUCCCUGAUCCAGCCAAUCGUAAGAAGCGUAAGCUUGAACCACUCGAGCUGGCUCCACCACCGCCGCCACCAAAAGGGCCUUCCAAAGAAGAUAUCAAGGCACGAUUGAAGGCUGAUCUCCACAUACUGAACCUUUUGAAGGUACAAAUUCAACCUAUCAUGGAUCAAAUCCAUAGAAAGUACAGGAAGUUCCGAACGCCUGUUCUUCAGAACAGUCAGUUCCAGUACCUCUUUGAUGAGCAAGAUCCAAACUACGUCCAACCAGAUAUACCUCAAUUCCGACCAUUUGAGUUGGCUAUUGAUAAAAAAGGAAACAAAUGUCUUCGUGAAACGGCGAGUGGAAAGAUAUAUUACAAUUUAGAUACCACUACGAUCGAGGAACGAUUAGUUAAUGGCUUUUACGCGCGACCAAAGGAUUUUGUAUUCGAUAUCAAAACACUUGUUAGAGAUGCCAAGGCUAUUGGCGACAAAGACCGUCUUCUGAGGGCUAAGGAAAUGCUUGCUAAUGUUGAAGUCGAUCUUUACGCGUACGAGCAUGAUCCUAAGUUUGCAGAUUGCGAGAACUUAUACCGUCGUCAACUACAACGAACCAAGGAAAUGGAGGCGAAAUAUGGAAAGAAGGCUCAAGGGAUCGUUGGGACGGAUCUAGUGCGUUCAGAUAUCUUCUCCGAGGAAUAUGGCUUGGGGUCAAAUUCUCCUGGAGCGAUAAACUUGAACCAAAUUGUUCCUGGCAGACGCCCUGGUUCUGCUGCUCCAUCUUUCCAAGCAUUUAACCCCGAUAUCACUCAAGGAAGCAGUGAGCAAAAUGCUACCAUCCAACGAUCUUUCAUCAACGGAUCUUCUGUGCCAUCUCGAGCAAGUGGCGAGGAUUCUUUGAUGAGUGGGACAAACGACAAUGCCUCGGAUUAUUCUCAGAGUUCUCCUGCUCUACCACGUCAGCAAUGGCCACCGAAAUCAGCAAUGGCACCUUCGAGCAUGUCGAAUGUUGCCACUGGAUUCAAUUCUCAGCGGUCUGCUUGGCAGGAAAUCUCACAUGACACGUCUAUCGGCGCAUUGGUGAACAAUGCUUCUCCAACAAGUUCUGGAAAGAAAACAUCAGAGGCAACGACUUCAAAGAGAACCUCGGCAAAUUGGAGUACGCAGGCUACAAACGGGACUCGCCCUGGCGCCUCAAGUCCGAUAGAUGGGCAGAGACACGAUGCUGAUCUAUUGGACACACAGAGGUACUCACAGAACGCAAGCACGCAAAACACAAAUGUAGCCGAGGGAGAAAGAAGCAGCAACGAGGAAUGGCUUCACUCACAAGCACAUGCUCUUGCGCGUGGUCAUCUUGGGUUUCCAUCUCAGACGCCAAGUACACGCAAUUCACAAGACAAACCGCCUGUACCACCCUUCAAUGCUCCUUCACGGAAUUCCCAAGAUAACGGGGUGACGGAUGAUUCGCUCGUUGAAGCCAGUUCUACGCAAUCAUCUUCUCAAAAGACAUAUAUCUUCAAUGAAUUUCUUGCGAAUGAACUACUGGACAAACUCACCGACGGAUCAAGUGGUUGUUCGAUUGAACAAUUGGAACAAAUAUAUCGUGAAUUAAUGGACUACAUAUGGAAGAUGAGAGGGGAGUGGAACAGAAGUACAAUAUGUGUCGGAUUGACCAGAGUAUUCAAUGACACAAUAUUGGACAUCGAGGCGAUGCAAAAGGUUGGCAAACCAAGUCAAGAAGACCCCGAUUCACCACGUUCGACUCAAUAGGAGUCGUAUAUCGGAUAAUAGCGACGAGGGGUGGGUUGGAAUAUUGAGAGGCUGGAUGCAUUGAAAAUUAAGCAUGGCGUUCGAUAGGUUUUAUUAUUAUUACAGGGUUGCUUGAGCAAACAAUUGAUAGCAUAAGGAGAUGUAUUUUGUUGUAUAAGCUACCCUAAAGAAUGUGAGGGCUGAAGCUUGUUUGUUUGUCUGUGUCUAUUGAUUCAGUAUGAUAUAUGAUUAUGUUUUACGGUACUUGUUGUUUGGUAUAUCAUAUACGAUCUUGUCCUGUAUUCGUGAUUAGGAGAAUAAUGAAUG